AUGAAAAUUGCAGAUAUUACAAAAAUCCAGACCAAUUACCCAAAAUGUACAAAUAUCCACGAAAACUACGAAAUAGAGACCAUCCAGGAACCGCGGUUCACCACUCAACCUUCCAGCAGCGGCAAUAUUCUUAGCGAAAAUCGGACGAAAUUUCUGCAGUGUCAAGCGAGAGGAAAUCCCCAGCCAAAGUACAAGUGGUUCAAAGAUGGGGUACCUCUCAGCAACGAGCUUACCUCGGAGCCUUACUUUCGAAUACAAAGUACACGUAGGGAAGACGCAGGGGUCUAUCACUGUGUCGCCACGAACGACGUAGGAUCUAUAUUUAGUGAAAGAAUUACAUUUACGGUAGCAUAUAUGGGAGUGUUCGAGGACCUCACAGAGAGGAUAGUGAGCGUGAAAUCGGGCAGCGCGGCUGUUCUAACGCUGCCGCCGAUAGAGAGCCAUCCAGCACCUGACGUCACCUGGUUCACGUCCGACGGCUCGUUGCUCUACGGCAUAAAGUAUGCGUCGGUUCAUCACACGUUGCUUAUCCUGAACGCGUCCGAGGGCGAUCAAGGCCUGUACAGGGCGAGAGCCAUUAACACCCAGUUGGGUAAAGAGGAGAACAGCCCCUUUUUCAAGCUGCAAGUCACAGGAGACGCGAACGCUGAGGUGGCACCUAGUAUCAUAGUGAAACCGCAGGACACUCAAAUCAUCAAGGACCAGGACGUUACCUACAUACAUUGCAUAGCUAAUGCUAGGUCUCUUCACGAGUUGCGAACUUUAUGGACGAAAGACGGGAUCCCCAUCGAGAACUCGAGGAUAUCGUAUAGUUUUAACGACUCGUGGAACAGAACUCUGGCGUUGAUAUCGGCAAACAUAACUUACACCGGCGUGUACUCCUGCCACGUGGAUCUAAGAAGCGGCGGAUAUCCAACAGUGAACGCGAGCGCAAAAGUUGUCGUGUACGAAAAGCCUACUUUUAUAACGGAAUUAAAGCGAGAGACUCUUAGCGAUUAUGGAUCAACUGUAACGUUGCCGUGUGAUGCUGUCGGUGUGCCACCUCCUAAAAUCACUUGGUUUCGAGACGCAGAGCCUGUCGACCACCUCCUUGGAUCCAGAUACGCGCUGGAAGAAGAUGGCUCGUUGACAAUUAAAAAAUUGACCAUGGCCGACUCGGGAAUGUUUCAAUGUCUCGCGUCGAACGAAGCCGGCGAAGCAUCCAGCUGCACCUGGUUAAAGGCAAAAAAAGGAUUAGAAAGCAGACUGAAAAACAGAGUUGCCCGCUGGGCAGCUGGCUACAAUGUAGUCAGAGUUCGCCAAUCUGAUCGCCGUUUUAAGUUCUCUCAAUAUCCAGACACAUCUGGGCCAAUAAUGGAGAACGGUCCGCAAAAUCAAACUAUACUAGAUGGAAAAGAUGCAACUUUAACGUGUAACGCCGUGGCAGCCCCGAUACCCAACACCACGUGGAUUUACAAUGAUACGAUUCCUGUGGAGAUCGCCGGCAGAGUACAGGUUUUAGACAACGGUGAUCUUUUAAUUGCUGCGGUGAAACCGAACGACGCCGGGAAAUACACGUGUAUUCGAGCGAAUGAAGCCGGUUCUGUAAAUGGUUCAGCCUAUCUCACCGUUUUAGUUCGGACGCAAAUUGUCCAACCACCUGUUGAUACCUCCGUCCUGCUCGGCUAUACCGCGGAAUUACAAUGCAAAGUUUCCAACGAUCCAAGUGUUUUGUACGAUAUAGCAUGGUUUCACAAUUCACAAGUAAUAAAUACACAAGCCAGCCAAAGGGUGAAGAUGCGAAACGAUGGUACGUUGGAAAUAGCUGCCGUUCGUGCUUCUGACGUGGGUGAAUACAUGUGCUCUGUGGUCUCUCCCGGUGGGAACGAGACUAGAUCCGCUCGUCUCAGUGUAAUCGAAUUGCCGUUCGCGCCGAUAAAUGUGAUGGCCAGCCGAGUCGAACGGAUUUCACCUCGUACCAUAAACGUCAGUUGGGUCCCAGGUUUCGACGGGAACAGUCCAACGAAAAAGUUUAUCGUCCAAAGGCGAGAGGUUUCCGAUCUUGGACCAAUACCUGAUUCUGCGCUGAAUUGGAUCACCGAGUGUAACAACGUCUCGGCGCAAAAUCGUUGGGUGGUACUGAACAAUCUGAAAGCCGCUGCUGCGUAUCAAUUUCGAGUGACCGCGGAAAAUAGCGUUGGCGAGGGACCUCCGUCGGAUCCUAGCAACGUGGUAGUCCUUCCGCAAGAGCCACCGAGUGGACCGCCGGUAGGAUUUGUUGGUUCGGCACGGUCAUCCUCGGAAAUAAUCACGCAAUGGCAGCUGCCGUUAGAAGAAUACCGAAACGGCCAUAUUUUAGGAUACAUGUUGAGAUAUAGAUUAUACGGUUACAACGACAAUCCGUGGACGAUACAGAAUAUCACCAACGAGGCGCAAAAGAACUACCUUAUUACCGACCUGAUCACCUGGAAGGAUUAUAUCGUGCAGAUAGCGGCGUACAACGACAAAGGUGUCGGAGUGUUUACAGAAGGUUUGAAGAUCAAAACCAAGGAAGGAGUGCCCGAGGCUCCGCCCACAAAUGUAAGGGCGAAGGCCGUUAACUCAACGGCGAUAAAAGUAUGGUGGAAACCACCGAAUCCGCAAAAGAUCAACGGAAUAAAUCAGGGCUAUAAAUUGCAAGCCUGGAUCGGUCGUAAUUUCACCGAAUCGAACGAGUAUAAAUCGAUGACUGUGCCGCCUAGCUUGUUCGAUCCCCUCGCGGAGCAAAGUGCCAUCAUGACCGGUUUAAAGAAAUACACCUUGUACAAUAUAACCGUGUUGUGCUUCACUGACCCGGGCGACGGCGAGAAAAGUUCUCCCGUUCAGAUUCGUACGCGCGAGGACGUGCCCGAGGAAGUGGAGAAUCUACAGUUCGAGAACAUAAGCGACCGUUCCCUCACGGUCAAGUGGAACUCUCCGCUCGAGGUCAACGGGAUUCUCACUCUCUAUCAGUUGAAAUACAUGAUGAAAGACGUGCCAGAUUCACUGCGAGUGGAGAACUUCACGUCGGACGUUCUCUCGGCCAAAAUCGAGCAUUUGCAAGCAAUGACUCAUUAUAGAUUCGAGGUCGUCGCUUGGACGUCAGUAGGCCCUGGGAAACCUGCGGUGGCUGUCAUUCAGUCAGGCGUCGAACCUGUUCUGCCUGAACCGCCGACUAAACUGGCGCUGUCUAACAUAGACGCGUUCUCCGUUGUCCUUCAAUUCACGCCAGGAUUCGACGGCAACUCGUCGAUAAUAAAGUGGACAGUACAAGCGCAAACCACUCGGAACACGACGUGGUACAAUAUAUAUGAAGUUUCAGAUCCUGAUGCCAGUACAAUCACUGUAGGUGGACUAAUCCCAUUCAUGCAGUAUAAAUUAAGAUUAAUUGCCAACAACGUUGUCGGCGCUUCUCAACCCUCCGAGCCAACGAAAGAAUUCCAAACGAUCCAAGCACCACCGUCACAUCCUCCUAGAAACGUCACGGUUCGUGCAAUGAGCGCCACGGAAUUACGCGUCCGAUGGAUCCCGUUACAACAGAUCGAGUGGUACGGAAAUCCAAGGGGUUACAAUGUUACUUACACCGAAGUUCGAACGAACAGAUCGAAAAGCAUAACUAUAGAAGAUCACACAGCGAACUCGUACAUUUUAAAGGACAUGGAGGAGUAUGCUCUUUAUGAAAUUGCAAUGCAAGCGCUUAACGACGUCGGGUCGUCGAUGACGAGUCCGAAAGCUGUUGAAAGAACCCGCGAGUCAGUUCCCUCGAUGGGGCCUAUCAACGUAGAAGCUAACGCAACGUCCUCCACGACCAUAUUGGUCAGAUGGGGCGAUGUUCCUAUAGAACAUCAGAAUGGACAAAUAGAAGGGUUUAAAGUUUAUUACGGUGCAAACGCUAGGUCAGCAUUCCAGUAUAAAAACAUUCCUAGUAACACGACGUUCACGACGACUUUAACGGAACUUCGAAAAUUCGUGCAAUAUCACAUACAAGUACUAGCUUAUACACGGCUUGGCGAUGGCACUUUAAGCACUCCGCCAGUUAGAGUACAAACAUUUGAAGAUGCUCCUGGACCUCCGUCGAACGUAUCAUUUCCCGAUGUAAGCUUCACCACCGCCCGUAUUAUUUGGGACACUCCAGAAGAUCCGAACGGAGAGAUUCUCGCCUAUAAAGUUAUGUUUCAUCUGAAUAACAGCCAGGAUCAUCAAUUUUCGAAGGAGUUCCCUGCAUCGGAUAGAACGUUUAGGGCAACUGGACUAGAGCCAGAAAAAUACUACAUGUUCUCGGUAACAGCACAAACGAGAUUAGGCUGGGGGAAAACAGCGUACGCUCUUGUUUUCACUACAAAUAACAGAGAACGUCCGCAAGCGCCGUCGAUGCCGCAAAUUAGCAGGUCACAAAUUCAAAGUAGACAGAUUACGUUUAAUUGGACACCUGGUCGUGAUGGAUUUGCUCCAUUAAGAUAUUACACAGUACAACAAUCAGAAAAUUCAGGACCAUUCCAAACUAUUCCUGAAAGAGUAGAACCAACUUUAACAUCUUACACAGCAAACAAUUUGAAACCAUUUACAUUCUAUCAAUUCCGAAUACAAGCAACUAACGAUAUAGGUCCUUCGACCUGGAGUACGGAAUCUGUUCAAGUUCAAACUUUACCAGCAGCACCUUCUCGUGGAGUUACCGGAUUGAAAGUAGUUCCAAUAACAACAUCUAGCAUAGAGGUUCAUUGGAACGUAAUAGAUGAGGUAUAUUGGAGCGGGGAUCACGAAACAGGUGGUUAUCGCGUCGUUUAUCAACCAGUUUCCGACUUUCCCAUAGCUCUUCAAGAUACUCCGAAGGAAGAAAUUUUAGGAAUAAAGGCUGCGAAGAUUGUUUUAAGCGAUUUAACAGAAGACAGGUAUUACGAGGUAAUAGUGUUACCCUUUAAUUCUGAAGGAGAAGGUCCAUCGAGUCCUCCAGUAACCGUAUAUGUAGGAGAAGCAGUUCCUACGGGAGAACCGCAACAUCUAAAAGCGGAACCAAUUUCUUCUACAGAAGUACAUUUACGUUGGAAACCACCUCAAGCCAAUAUGCAAAAUGGAGAUUUAUUAGGAUAUAAAAUUUUCUAUUUAGUUACUGACUCUCCUCAAGAUUUAGAGAACAAACAGGAAGAAGAAAUAGAAGUUGUACCUGCAUCGUACUUGACACACAGCUUGGUGUUUUUAGACAAAUAUACAGAAUAUCGCAUUCAAGUAUUGGCUUUCAAUCCUGCCGGUGAUGGUCCUAGAACUCCAUCUAUCACUGUCAGAACUAAACAGGAUAUACCUGGACCACCGUACAAUUUACAAUUCUCAGAAAUUACAAUGACUAGUCUUCGCGUCUCUUGGGAAGCGCCAAAACUACGAAAUGGCGAAAUAGUUGGCUACAUUGUUACAUACGAAACUGCAGAACAAAAUGAUCGUUUUAGUAAGCAAGUUAAACAAAAAGUAACAGAAACAAGUCUACUAAUACAACCUUUAGAAGAAGAAGAGACGUAUACUUUUAUGGUUCGAGCGCAAACCAUUGAUUUUGGUCCACCCAUAUCCGGAAAUGUCACGACAGGUCCACAAGAAGGCUCACCAAUGGCACCUAGCAACCUUGCUGUCACAAAAACAGUGUCUAGUGUUGAAUUGCAAUGGACUAAUGGUGCUUCUGGGAAAGGACCCAUUCUAGGAUACUAUAUUGAAACACGCCGAAAAGCAAUGGAAGAGUGGCAGCAUUAUGACAGUCGUUGGCAGACGAUAGUACGUAGUAGUAAUGGACCAUUGACAGAGUAUUCUGUAUCGUACCAAAAUUUACUUCCAUCCACGUCAUAUUUAUUUAGGGUAAUAUCGUACAAUCGUUAUGGAAUUAGUUAUCCAGCAUAUUCCACAGAAACAAUUCUAACUCCAUCAAAACUAUAUCUUGAAUAUGCAUAUUUACAACAUAAGCCAUUUUACAGACAAACUUGGUUUAUGGUCACUUUAGCUGCUGCAUCAAUUAUAAUUAUUAUAAUGGUCAUAGCAGUGUUAUGCGUAAAAAGUAAAAGCUACAAAUAUAAACAAGAAGCACAAAAGACACUUGAAGAAUCUAUGGCUAUGGAUACGGAUGACAGGCAAGAGUCUGACUUGGAGCUUUAUAGAUCAAGACAAGGUGGUGGUGGUGCUAUGAAUAUAGCUAAUGCUUGUGGUACACUAGGCAAACGAAACACUUUAGCGAGAAAAUCUAUGCAUCCUCCUCCUCCUACGAUGUUAGGAAAAUCACCUCCUAGACCUUCGCCGGCCUCGGUUGCUUAUCAUAGUGAUGAAGAAAGUCUGAAAGGGUAUGAUGAAAAUCCUGACGACAGUAGCGUUACGGAGAAACCUUCCGAAAUUAGUUCAACGGAUUCACAGGGAUCUGAAAGCGAGAAUGAAAGUGUACAAUCGGAUCCACAUUCCUUCGUUAAUCAUUACGCUAAUGUUAAUGAUUCCCUAAGACAGUCCUGGAAACGUCAGAAACCAGUUAGAAAUUAUUCAUCGUAUACUGAUUCUGAACCUGAAGGUAGUGCUGUUGUCAGUUUAAAUGGGGGACAAAUUAUUAUGAACAAUAUGGCAAGGUCGAGAGCACCAUUGCCUGGUUUCUCGUCGUUCGUAUAAUUUGUUCAUAAUAAAAAGUUGAAGCUUUCGUUAAGUAGAUAGGGUGCCGAAUUAUAGCAAAAUGACACUUAUAAUCGUUAUGCAAUCAAAGUAAAAUAAAUUAAUGCUGAGCGAUAAUUGAUUUUAAAACAUAAAUGAAUAAUACGUUGAAAAAAGAAAGUUUUAAAUUGUUAAAUAUGUGCAAGAAGAGACUGGUUGUUAAAAAUUUUGAUCGAAGUAGAAUAGAGAAUUUUAAUAGCUCAGCAUUGAAAUUGAAAUAUACAGAGUUAAAGACUUAUGUUGAAACACAAAUUAACGAGUGUUUCACGCAUGCACUUCGUAUAGUAACUUUAACAUGCUUUUGGCACCAUCAUAUUGUGAUAUAUUGAAAUACAUAUUAUUUAUAAUUUUAGGUAAAGUCGAAAUGUGUAUAAUGAGUAUUUUUUACUUUUAUUAAGUGAAGUUGAAACAAAAUAUUGUAUGGAUCUCGAAUAAUGUAAUGAUUGCGCAUUUUUUUAAUUAUAAGAAAGUUUCUCAGAACAUUCUGUUAAUAUGACGUACUAAUGAAAUAGAAUAACAUCAUCAAUAAUAAUGAAAACAAUAUCGUAACGAAAACUGCCAGAGACUACAUAAUAACUACAUAAUAAACUCAAGAAACGAAAUAAUAUUUUAAUACUACAUUUAAUAUGAUAAAGAUGAUUAAAUUAUAAUCCAUUAAAACAUGAUAUAAUUAACUAUCAUCGAAUAUACUAAUCACAAUGUCACUCAUGAAUUUUUCAAUUCACUUAAUUCACACCUUGUGCUACAAAAUAAAAAUUGUAUGAUAUAGGACAUUGAUCUAAAUGUAUAAACAGUUCAUCAAGUUUACAAUCAGACCUAUCAUAUCAAUUUGAAAUGAUCUUCAUAGACUAAAGACGAGUCUGAUAAUGUUAUUGUACUGAUUAUACAAAUGUUUAUGUAAAAUGCGACUGCGAGCAUUUUUAUCUCUAAGGAACUUUGUUUUUAAUAUUAUUAUGUAUAAUGUACAUAAAAUUUAUAUAAAUUACGAGAAACAGCAAAUACUGAUACAACACUUGUACAUUUAGUGCUUAGACAACAUUAGAUAAAAUUUCAUGCUAAAUAGUCUUUGAACAACAUAUAUUUAUCUUCUUUGAAUAGAUAUAUAUAUCUAUCAUUUGUCUACAUCCUUCAUUUCAAAUCAUAAUAUGAAGAAAAAUGCGGCUUUAAUGCAUAUAAAGAACAUAUGCAAUCUAUUUAAUUCAUCAGAAUAUCACGAAUUCAUUUGUAGUAUAUAAUACACUUACAGUAUUGUAAAACAUUAUCAUACUUAUUCAAUUCAGUAACCUUCUUACCAUAAUGCAUUUAUUCUAUGUAAGUGAAAAACGUUUCAGACUGAUAUUGAUGCAUGAAAUGUUUUUCCUUGCUUAAUACUUAUUUUAUAACGAAAAAGAUCAUAAAACGAUAUAAACAAAACAUUAAGAAAUUGAAAAAAAAUUUUAGAUUUAGCGUAUAUUCUUCGACAAUAUACGCUAAAAUCUAGAAGCUUAUUGGAAAUGUAGAAAAACGUGUAACAUGAAUGAAAAUGAUUGAACAGUUUAAUUCUGGCAGCUAUAAUUCCAUUACAUUUAAAAGAAUAGCUAUUAAUUGUAUUUGGUUCACAACCAAAGUUAUAACUUUUAAUUUAGUUAAUUUCAAUUCAGCCAUAAUAUCAAUAUCAAUUUAAAAAUCAUAAUCAAUAUCUGUCAUAAACUAGGUAGCAAGUUAUUUGAUAAAUAUUUACUUUUAAAAACACAACAUUUUUACUACUAUGUUAGAAAACUUGCUUUCUAGUUUCUAUUGCAUAAUAUUGUUCAUAAAUACUGUAUCAUAAACAGUUAUUCUUCUCAGACAUGAAGAUAUAAUUGUUUCUACAACACUGCCAAUAAAAAUGAAUUCAAGAAUAAACUUAAAUCUAUGUAUUAAUAACAAAUUGAAACAAAUCGCGUUUGAAAUUAUACAUUACUUGUACAAGAUAUUUUAAGUACAUGUUAAUCUUUUAAUAAAAUUUAUAUAAUUUUA
Messenger RNA from Frieseomelitta varia, 8658 nucleotides. RefSeq names its product protein sidekick (gene sdk). The transcript has 30 exons. The record is from RefSeq and is a predicted model, not a curated record. The coding region runs from base 1 to 6621 and encodes 2206 amino acids. Gene Ontology annotation, biological process: cell-cell adhesion. Gene Ontology annotation, molecular function: protein binding. NCBI's taxonomy places the organism in Eukaryota, Metazoa, Arthropoda, Insecta, Hymenoptera, Apidae.